Molecule: messenger RNA, 1431 nt
Organism: Sphenostylis stenocarpa
Lineage: Eukaryota; Viridiplantae; Streptophyta; Magnoliopsida; Fabales; Fabaceae
Source: the annotation of a GenBank genome assembly
AUGGGUGUAGUGAGGGAGGUGAUAUUGGAUGAAUCAGUGCUCUUGGCUGAAAGAGAUGAUGAGCAAACUAUAUCUACACUACGACCAGUAGCGGAGUCUCUCAUCCGGACACUCUUCCUGUCCAAAAUCCCUAGCAGAAUUGCUUAUGAUUCGGGCCUUGUGGAUGAUAAGGUGAGUAUUCUUAAAAGAACUGCUAAUUUGUACUCACUUGAUUGCUUCACCUUAAAUGAUUCUGCAAGUGAGGUUAAACCAGGAUGGAAUAAUACUGAUGAUGGCAGUGUUAUUUAUGUGGUUUCUAAUAAGAAGGAGUUCUUACCUAAGUUAGGCAGCUAUGUUGUUGUGAAUGUUGGAGGUGAAAGUUCAUGUCACGAUCCUAACAUAAUUCGGAUUGAAAACUUAGAAGAGUUACCAUUAACCAUAUGCCGCUUAAAUAAAAAAUUAAUCGGAACCAAUGCUGUGACUGUGGGUUAUACGAUGAAGCCUUCCCGUGUGGAAGAUUUUGCAAAUAGGGGUGCCUUUCCUUUGUGUCCUGUUCAACAUGAGUUGAUGUUUGUGCCUCUCACAUCCAAUUUGCCUUUAUCAUCUCAGCUAAAGGAUGUUGACAUAGUUCUCCACAAAGCUACCGAUGAAAUAUUAUCUAUUGAAGAUAAUAAACUUACUUUUACACAGAACAUGCAAGCAUUGCAAAGAUAUUUGGAUCAGCACCAGGAUAUCUGUGUGAUUGAUCCACUGAGUAACGUCUAUCCUUUAUUGGAUAGGCUAGAAAUUCAACAAAUUCUACUUGGCUUGGUAGAACUGAACACUGAAGGCAAAUGUUUGAUCAGAGGGGCCCAUUUUCUGAAGGUUAAUAACUUUGAUGAAUUUGAUUUUGCAACUGCACUAUCUGAAGCUAGAUUGUCUCUUCCAUGUAUAGUGAAACCUAAAGUUGCUUGUGGUGUCAGUGAUGCACAUAAGAUGGCAAUUAUUUUCAGAGUUGAUGAUUUUAAGAAUUUAAGUGUUCCUCUUCCAGCUGUUAUUCAGGAAUAUGUGGAUCAUUCAUCCACUUUGUACAAAUUUUAUGUUUUGGGAGAAAAGAUUUUCUAUGCUGUCAAGAAGUCAAUACCAAAUGCGAGUAUUUUGAUGAAAUCAUCUAAUGGUGAUGAGCUCAAACCUCUUCUGUUUGAUAGCUUAAAAUCUCUGCCCGCUGCUGACAGUAUCACAAGUAAUGAGUCUAUUGACCUUAAGUUGGUUACAGAUGCUGCAAAUUGGCUUAGGAGAAGGCUUCACCUUACCAUAUUUGGUUUUGAUGUUGUAAUUCAAGAAGGUACUCAUGACCAUGUAAUUGUGGAUGUAAACUAUCUCCCAUCAUUUAAGGAAGUUCCUGAUAACAUCGCUAUUCCUGCUUUCUGGGAGGCCAUAAGAAAUAAGUUUGACUGUUGGGUGUCUAAAUAA